Molecule: messenger RNA, 3253 nt
Organism: Nicotiana attenuata
Lineage: Eukaryota; Viridiplantae; Streptophyta; Magnoliopsida; Solanales; Solanaceae
Product: histone-lysine N-methyltransferase CLF-like
Exons: 17
Coding region: 185-2953 (922 amino acids)
Biological process (GO): chromatin remodeling
Cellular component (GO): PcG protein complex
Molecular function (GO): protein binding; histone methyltransferase activity
Source: RefSeq, a predicted model, not a curated record
AAAGUACUCCUAUAGUCCAAACAAAAAAAAGAAAAGCGAUAUACCCAAUACAGCUUCCUCUUUUGGCCCCUUCCCCCUCCUCUCCGAAACUUCAAAAAGCUAGGGUUUUAACCCGACCCGCAAAAUUCGGGUUUUGUAGAUCUAUAUCCGGACCUCCGUUGCGGGAUCGUGCUCAACGCCGGCAAUGUCGUCGGUGUCCGACGACUCCCCCUCCGAUUCCAUAUCCCAACCUUUAAAUGAUCUUACGAAUGUGCAACCUGAAGAUGCAACUGUAGAACCUGAGGAAGUAUUAUCAGUUAUUAAUUCUUUGAAGGAAAAAGUUGCUUCUGAACGUGCUGAUUAUAUAAAGAAAAGGGUAGACGGAAAUACACAAAAGUUGGAGAAUCUGACAAAGGAUCUUUACAAUUUGGCAACAGAGAGAAAAUCUCUUGAAAUCUUUGGUGCUGACAGAACAAUUGAUCUACUAUCGAAAAGGCAGAAGGAUGCAAUUGAUAUGCAAAAUGGCAUUGAUAGCAAUAAUGGAGAUGAUGAUAGCAAUAGCUCUGAAGAUGACGGAUAUGCCACUUCUGCAAUUCUUUUAGGAUCAAGUAUUGCAGUCAAGAACGCCGUACGUCCCAUUAAACUUCCAGAAGAGAAAAGAAUACCUCCAUAUACUACAUGGAUUUUCUUGGAUAGAAAUCAGAGAAUGAGUGAGGAUCAAUCUGUGGUUGGUCGUAGAAGAAUUUAUUAUGACCAGAAUGGUGGAGAAACUUUAAUUUGCAGUGAUAGUGAUGAAGAAGUACUUGAAGAAGAAGAAGAAAAGAAGGUGUUUGCAGAGUCCGAAGAUUAUAUGCUGCGAAUGACUAUCAAAGAAGUUGGCUUGUCUGACAGUGUGUUGGAAUUGCUAGGACGGUGCUUGUCAAGAAAACCUAGUGAAGUGAAGGCAAGAUAUGAAGAUCUUGUUAAGAAAGAUAAUGCAGGCACUUCAAAGAAUGAGUGCAUGGAAAGUUCUUUAGAUUUAUAUCUUGCCAAAGAUCUUGAUGCCGCUAUGGAUUCUUUUGAUAAUCUAUUUUGUCGUCGAUGUCUUGUCUUUGAUUGUAGAUUACAUGGAUGUUCACAGGAUCUUAUUUUUCCUGCUGAAAAACAACUACCAUGGUACUGCUCUAAUGCAGAUAUGGAGCCCUGUGGUCCAAAUUGCUACAAUCUGGCUAUAAAGUUCGAAAGUAAUGCUACAGUGAUCUGUCCUCAGAGCGCUACUCAUGGCAAAAAAUCUGUCCUGCCAUCUGACGUUGCUAAUAAUACUCAGAUGCCAGGUAGGAAGCAUGUGUCAAGAAGAUCAAAGUCUUCACAAGGUGAAGGUGCUCCAUCAAAUGCGAAAAACACCUCGGAGAGCAGUGAUUCAGAGAUUAGACUCAUAAAUAAUGUCACUCCUAAUGAGCACUCUUCAUCUCCAUUGAAAAGCAAAUCUGCCAGUAAAGAUGGGAGCAACAAAAGGAACAGCAAGCGAAUAGCUGAACAUGUUCUAGUUGCCAUUAAGAAAAGGCAGAAGAAAAUGACAGCUUUAGAAUCCGACUCUGUUGCAAGUGGAAGUCUAGGUUCCAAAGAUUUGAAUCUUCAUUCUAUUUCACAGAAGGAAAAUGAAGAUGUGAGUCCAUCUUCACUAAAAACACAAUGUAAUAGUGCUAAAAGGUCCAGGAGGAAAAACUCUCCAGUUUUGGACAGUAAAAAUUCUUUGCAAGGAGAGGCUUUUGGUUGCCAAUUGCUGGAAGCUACCAGUGACAAACCUGUGACAAAUUGUGAUGACUCGUCGAGGAAAAGUGAAUAUGUGGGUGAGAGUAACUGCAAACAAGAAAUAGAUAGUGCUAAAUCUUGGAGACCCAUUGAAAAGGCUCUCUUUGAAAAGGGUGUAGAAAUGUUUGGUAGAAGCAGCUGUUUGAUAGCUCGAAAUCUCAUGAAUGGUUUGAAGACAUGCUGGGAGGUUUUCCAGUAUAUGAACAAAUCCGGGAAUAAGCCAUUCUCAGGAGCAUGUGAUGGGAUGAAUGGCGGUCUUGAAGGUGGUUCCAACGAUGGUCAGGAAAUCAUGGGUAAUGAACCUCGAAGAAGAUCCAAAUUUUUACGUAGAAGAGGCAGAGUUCGCCGUUUAAAAUACACAUGGAAAUCCGCUGGAUAUCAUGCAAUUAGGAAACGGAUUUCUGAGAGGAAGGAUCAACCCUGUCGGCAGUUUAAUCCAUGUGGCUGUCAAGGCCCUUGUGGAAAAGAAUGUCCCUGCAUUGUAAAUGGGACCUGCUGUGAAAAAUACUGUGGAUGCCCAAAGAGUUGCAAAAAUAGGUUUCGUGGUUGUCAUUGUGCCAAAAGUCAAUGUAGAAGCCGUCAAUGCCCUUGCUUUGCUGCAGGCAGGGAAUGUGAUCCUGAUGUUUGUCGAAAUUGUUGGAUCAGUUGUGGUGAUGGUACUCUUGGGGUUCCUCCGCAAAGAGGUGAUAGUCAUGAAUGCAGGAAUAUGAAGCUACUUCUCAAACAGCAACAAAAGGUUCUUCUUGGUAGAUCUGAUGUUUCUGGCUGGGGAGCUUUCUUGAAGAAUACUGUUGGAAAGCAUGAAUACCUUGGGGAGUACACAGGUGAAUUAAUUUCACACCGUGAAGCUGACAAGCGUGGCAAGAUUUAUGAUCGUGAAAAUUCUUCAUUUCUAUUCAAUCUAAAUGAUCAGUUUGUGCUUGAUGCUCAUCGGAAGGGUGAUAAACUAAAAUUUGCAAAUCAUUCUCCUGUUCCAAAUUGCUAUGCUAAGGUCAUGAUGGUGGCUGGAGAUCACAGAGUUGGUAUCUUUGCCAAUGAAAGAAUUUGCGCUGGAGAAGAACUCUUUUACGAUUAUCGUUAUGAACCAGACAGUGCACCUGCGUGGGCAAGGAAGCCUGAGGCAUCUGGUACUAGGAAAGAGGAUGCUGCUCCUUCCAGUGGUCGUGCGAGGAAGCAUACAUAGUUGAGCGUCUAUUUAACUGAUUUUUGAUCCAUUAAUAUCAUUCUUCUUUCCGUAGAUCCUCACUGAUAACCAUGAGAUGGAACUUCUAAUCAUUUUAUUGCUGGAGAAACCAUUGCAGUCUCCAUGGUAACUAAUCAUAGACAUUUUUUAUUUUUGGACUAGGCCCUUCUCAGCUUUGAGUGUAUUCAAGCGGGAAAAUUAUUACAGGCCUUAGUAGUUUCAAAGUACAUUGUUUCUCAUGUAACAGAACAUGCAACAUUUGUUCAAUUGUUUUCCCAAAUCUUAUUGGAAUCUCGUAAA